AUGAAAUCUCUAAUUCUACUCCUGUUUCUCGGAGCGGUAGCCUUUACCUUGGCUGAGGAGCCAGUUGAGGAUGAGGCAGUCCAGGAGUACUUAGAUGAAGAGGAGGAUGAAACCAUAACCGAGCUUGCUGAUGAAGAUGAUGAAGAGAAUGACCCCCGUCGUCGUCCAAGUCCAAGUCGUCGUCCUUCAAGAAAGCUGGUAAGAUCUCCCUUGUCUCCAUUUUUAAACAGACUACUGGGAUGUGGAGAAUUCACUUAAUAAUUUGUUUAAAAUUACGUUUAACGCCCUUACAAAAUAGGUUCUCUCUGUGGAGUCCUCGGGAGUACAUCUAAAGAAUCGCGCUCGCUUAACCAGGAAAUUGCGUAUUUUAUUUGGUUAACAUCUUAGCGCGAUAACCGUUCUGUUAAAAACGUAGCCGUCGCUUAUUUCAGGCGAUUGGUAUCAAAUGAUAAAGGGUAGCAUCAUUGAUUAAUAAAAUCCUAGCAAACGGUGUUUUAAUAUAAACAGUAAUGACCACUGAGCUAUUGUUGUAAAACUCACAUAUUUUACUUCUUUUCUCUUAAAAAGUGUAGAAGAGUUAUUAAGCGUUGCUUGAGGAGGCCCACCCGUACGCCACGAAGCCGCCGUCCACGUCCCACAAAAUCCAUCGGGGAAAGAUCUUUGGACUGCUUGGAUGUCGAGAAAAAGUUUUACAGCAAACGCAAAGCAGUUUGAUGUAGUUAGCUUACCUGCAAUUUUUUUUUAUGCGACUAUUAGAUGCAUGUUUUUAUGGUUUCCCGGCGAGCUCUUCAGCUUAUGCGUUUUUCAGCCGCGGUAGUGUUACCCAUAUGUCAAGAAAAUAGUCAUAGUUUUUUCAGUGAUGAUUGGCGUCAAAUGACAAAGAGAGGCAACAUCAAUCAAUGA
This is a messenger RNA of Porites lobata, 903 nucleotides long. The record is from the annotation of a GenBank genome assembly. NCBI's taxonomy places the organism in Eukaryota, Metazoa, Cnidaria, Anthozoa, Scleractinia, Poritidae.